Molecule: messenger RNA, 324 nt
Organism: Entamoeba dispar SAW760
Lineage: Eukaryota; Evosea; Mastigamoebida; Endamoebidae
Product: programmed cell death, putative
Exons: 3
Coding region: 1-324 (107 amino acids)
Cellular component (GO): cytosol; nucleus
Molecular function (GO): DNA binding
Source: RefSeq, a predicted model, not a curated record
AUGAACUCACAACAAGUACAACAAUAUAAAGAGGAACAAAGAAGACAACAAGAAGAACAAAGACAACAAAUUAUUGAUUCUGUUCUUGAACCAGCAGCAAAAGAAAGACUUGCUAGUAUUGCUCUUGUUAAACCAGAAAAAGCAAGACAAGUAGGUGAUAUGAUUUUGAUGAUGUGUCAACGUGGACAAAUGACUGGAAAAAUCAAUGAGGGUGGAUUAAUUUCAAUGAUUGAUCAAAUCAAUGAAAGUAAGAAUGAAACUAAAGUCACUUUAAUGCAUAAAGGAGACGAUGAAUUAGAUGAUAUUAAUAUUGAUGAUCUUUAA